AUGUCUCGCUCUGGAACCACGCUCUAUGUGACUGGUUUUGGUCAUGGUACUCGUGCUCGUGACCUUGCCUACGAAUUCGAGCAUUAUGGUCGACUCGUGAGAUGCGACAUCCCAGCGCCUCGAACGGCCUCCAGCCGACUCUUUGCCUUCGUCGAGUAUGAGAGCCGUCGCGAUGCUGAUGAUGCCUACCACGAGAUGCAUAACAAGCGUAUCGGAAGAGAUGACGUUCUGAAGAUCGAGUGGGCUCGUACUCCUCCAUCCGCUACCUGGCGCUACGAGGCUGGUCGUGGUGGCCGUGACCGUCGAGAUCGCUCUCCUCCUCGACGAAGUUAUCGUUCGCCCUCUCCUCGCCGCCGCGACUACUCUCCUCGCAAGGAUGAUCGCCGUGACCGCGACCGUGAUCGGGAACGGGAGCGUGACCGUGAUUACGACGACCGCCGCCGCUCUCGCAGUCCCGCCGACCGGGACCGUGACCGUGACCGCGAUAUGAAGGAUGACCGGGAUCGACGUGACGACGACCGCGACGCACCCGCCAAUGGUGAUGACAGAAAAGCCCUGGAUUCCCCACCCCCGGCACACGAUGAGCUCGAUACGGCGGAAUGA
Messenger RNA from Exophiala dermatitidis NIH/UT8656, 603 nucleotides. RefSeq lists its product as uncharacterized. The transcript is spliced from 4 exons. Bases 1 to 603 code for a protein of 200 amino acids. Gene Ontology annotation, cellular component: nuclear speck. Lineage: Eukaryota; Fungi; Ascomycota; Eurotiomycetes; Chaetothyriales; Herpotrichiellaceae. Gene Ontology annotation, biological process: mRNA splicing, via spliceosome. Gene Ontology annotation, molecular function: RNA binding. The record is from RefSeq and is a predicted model, not a curated record.